ACGAAAAAAGCCGCCAAGCUGCCGUGGUAGACGUAGAGCGUAGAGCCCAACCAAACCCAAAUCCCAACGCGAACGCCAAACAACCAAACGUUAAAUUAAAAUAGUCGUCUUCAAGCGAUAAUCGAGGUCACUUGGGAGAGCUUGCGGCGCGGGUCGUUAAUCUUUUUAUGUAUUUUCAUGCGAAAGAUAUACGUUAAAUAAUUUAUUUCUUAUUUUCGGUCUUGUGAAAAAUGCCGUCAUCAUGCGCAUUUAUGUACGAUCACCCAGAUGCAGUGUAUUACAGUGGAGAUGUUUUAAAUGGAAAAAUAAUUCUUAAAACCGAUAAAGUAAAAAAUAUUCGGGGAAUUUAUAUAACAAUCAAGGGAGAAGCAAAAGUACGAUGGACAGAAGAGAAAAGCCGACAUAAUAGUUCUGACAAUAAGACCGAAUACUACACAGUUGAAUACACAGCAAAUCGAAGAUAUUUGCACUCAGAAACACUUGUUGUUGGUGGCAUGGAUUUGCCACGUGGUACGCACGAAUAUACUUUCACUACCCCAUUACCACAACAAAUUCCAUCAUCAAUAUCCGGCGAACAUGGUCAUGUAUCUUAUGAAGUUGAAUUAAAAUUGGACCGUCCUAUGCGUUUUGAUAACGUCUAUUCAAACUGUUUCACUGUUAUUCAUCCAUUGAAUCUCAACUUGGAUCCAUCGUAUUUGCAAGCUAUUAUCGAAACAGAAGAGAAGUAUUUCUGUUGUUGCUGUUGUGCUUCGGGACCCAUGAACUCCGAGUUACGCACUCAAUUUGGAGGCUAUGCACCUGGCCAAAAACUUAAUUUCACCAUUACUCUUGACAAUGAAUCCGAUAGGGAUAUUGAAGAAUGUACUGUGGAACUUGUUCAAAAAAUAUCCUUCCAUAGUGAAUCGCCUGAGCAUAAGAGCAAAACAGUGAAAAACAUUAUUUCAACAGUGGACCUAAAUGGUGCGAAUAGAUUUUGUAAGAAAUUACAUGAAGGGAGUUUUACGAUCCCGCCCUUACCACCAUCGACGAUCGGUGGUGAUGAUAUUAUUAAAGUCUACUACUAUUUGAGAGCUGAAAUCGAAACUGGUUGCUUCAGUACCAAUGAAGUUUUGCAUGCUGGUAUUACUAUAGGAACUGUUCCACUGUAUGCUUCUGCCACUAAUCCUGAUAAUGUGAUUACCGUUCAGCCUACAGCACCAAUUGAUAAUAUUGGGGAGGAUGGAGGUGAUUUGCCACCACAAUAUGGAUCAGUUGUUCCCCCAUCUUUCGAAGAAGCUACGGGAAUGAACAAACCAUUUAUCGAUACAGAUGCAGACGAACAUCGGCAGCUGGAUCCCUAUGUGCCAAAAUAUCCAGUUUAUCAUAAUUUUGCUACACCAUCAGCGCCCGGAAAUGAUGAAAUACCUUUGACAAAAGAAGCUGAAGCUAAUCAAUCAUUAUUGUCUUCGCAAGCUUCAGCACCACCUCCAAUAGAAGGAAGCCCACCAUAUCCAUCUGGUAUUCCUUCGUCAUCUUCACCAUUAGGAUUGCCUUAUCCAUCAGCGUCAGCAAACUUGACGGCUAUACCAACGCUGCCUUAUCCUGCUCAAGGUUUCAACGGAAUGCCUGUACCGGGAACAGCGGCAAGAGUUACUAGUUCUGAUGAACAUCAAGAAGGGCCAAGCAUAGGUUGGCAACCACUUCCUUAAGCUAAAAGCUUAACGAUCCUGCUUUUAAUUGUCAUUUUUUUUACGAAGGCUUUGAAUACAAAUGAUUUUAUUUUUAUAUGUCAAAUAAUAGUAAUCAGAACUUAAUUUUAUAAAUGUGCCUGAAAUAAAUGUAUGCAGUUUAUGUAACGAGCUUUGAAUUAAAUAUAAAAAUCUAUUUUUAGAGCAAA
This is a messenger RNA of Eupeodes corollae, 1876 nucleotides long. Its product is annotated as arrestin domain-containing protein 17-like. Bases 231 to 1688 code for a protein of 485 amino acids. Gene Ontology annotation, biological process: protein transport. The record is from RefSeq and is a predicted model, not a curated record. The transcript has 4 exons. Gene Ontology annotation, cellular component: cytoplasm. Lineage: Eukaryota; Metazoa; Arthropoda; Insecta; Diptera; Syrphidae.